GCGUCACCAGCGCGGCCGCCAUUGUCCCGCGGGCGGCGAGUGGAGUGGUCCCUGAGGCGGGGGCUGCUCUCGGGUUUACGGCCGCUUCGGGCUCCUGUUCUCGACCUGUCGGUCCAGGAUGAACCCCGAAGAGGAAGCGACAGCAUUGGAGAUGGCUACAGGGCUGCCAGCGGAAUGGCUUCAGGAGCCGGUGACCUUCCGGGACGUGGCUGUGGACUUCACCCAAGAAGAGUGGGGACAGUUGGGCCCCGCCCAGAGGACCCUCUACCGUGACGUGAUGCUGGAGACCUUUGGGCAUCUGCUCUCUGUGGGGCCUGAGCUUCCAAAACCUGAAGUCAUCUCCCAACUGGAGCAAGGGGCUGAGCUGUGGGCAGCGGAGAGAGGAAUUGCCCAGGGUCACUGUCCAGGCUGGGAACCUGGACCCGAAAGCCAAGCGUCACCCAAGAAGCAGGGCCUUCUUGACGAGGAGCCAUCCCAUGUUGCGGAAAGGGAAGGCUUCCUGAGGGACACUCCCUGUCCCACCACACUAGGGAAACACUGGGAACGUGAGCGCCAGGUACAGGUGCCUGAGAAGGAACAGGAUAAUUUGAGGCAAUUGGAAGUUAGUCUUGAGGAAGUACCAGUUCAAGAUAAAAGCUAUGAAAGUUUCAGACCUGGGGAAAACAGUGUCCUGAGUGCAAACCCAGAUCCAUCCUCGGAGACUUCUAGGAGAGACUCUCUCUGUGCUUACGACUCACAGGCUAUAAACUCGGAAGGUAACUCAAGCUCAGUCCAGCAGACGGGCUCCUCCGGCAAAGGGCCGUGUGACAGCAGUGACUGUAGCAAAGCUUCCAGUCAGGCCAUUCCCAUUACAGAACUCACCCGAAGCCAAGUACAGGAUAAACCCUACAAAUGUACAGACUGUGGGAAGUCGUUUAAUCAUAACGCACAUCUCACAGUGCAUAAGAGGAUUCACACGGGAGAGAGGCCUUAUAUGUGCAAAGAGUGUGGGAAAGCCUUCAGCCAGAACUCCUCCCUGGUUCAGCAUGAGCGAAUCCACACGGGAGACAAGCCCUAUAAAUGUGCUGAGUGUGGGAAGUCUUUCUGCCAUAGCACACACCUUACUGUCCAUCGGAGAAUUCACACCGGGGAGAAACCCUAUGAAUGUCAGGACUGUGGGCGGGCCUUCAACCAGAACUCCUCCCUGGGCCGGCAUAAGCGGACACACACUGGGGAGAAGCCAUACACUUGCAGCGUGUGUGGGAAGUCCUUCUCACGGACCACGUGCCUCUUCCUGCAUCUGAGGACACACACAGAGGAGAGGCCCUAUGAGUGCAACCACUGUGGGAAGGGCUUCAGGCACAGCUCCUCCCUGGCCCAGCACCAGCGAAAGCAUGCUGGGGAGAAGCCCUACGAGUGCCGCCAGAGGCUGAUCUUCGAGCAGACGCCAGCUCUGACGAAGCAUGAGUGGGCAGAAGCCCUCGGCUGUGACCCACCUUUGAAUCCAGAUGAGAGGGCUCACCGAAGCGACAGGCCUUUUAAGUGUAAUCAUUGUGGGAAAUGUUUUAUUCAGAGCUCGCACCUCAUCCGACACCAGAUAACUCACACCAGAGAGGAGUCCCAGGGCCGGAACCGACGACGGCUUGAGCAGUCCUUUGCCCGGGGCUCACACCUUGCCCGGCAUCAGCACACACACUCCAGUGAGAACCCUGGGGGUGGGACAAAGGCAGGACAGCCCUCGAGCCGAGCGCUUGCCUUGUUUGACAUCCAUGAAAUCAUGCAAGAAAAAAACCCGGUUCACGUCAUUGGGGUUGAAGAGUCUUCCAUGGGUGCUUCUGUGUUAUUUGACAUCAGAGAAUCCUCGUAGAAGAGAAACUCUACAGAUGACUUUUGAACCACAGGUACAAAAAUGUGGUAAGUCCACAUAGUGCAUUCACAGAAAGGGGGACUGGGGGUAGAAACGUCUAAAGUGACCUCUGAUUCUUAAAGAAAUGGUGCUUCCCAAAUACUGGAGAUUGAUGGUUCUCAAAUCUGCCAAGCCCAGUGCCCCCUUUAACCACACGUGUUUUGUGCUGUUCCCUCCAUUACUGCAAAAUGAAUUCAUAGGUAAUGUAACCCACACACAUGUACUGUAAAAAAUUGAUAUACCGCCCCUUUUUGUAAAGCAUAAUUAAAACAAAAGUAAUUUAUGGUAGAGUGAUGUGGACUGAGUUGGUGCGGUACCUCUCCACGUGACUGUGUGGGCCAUUGUGCCUGAACACCUACCUGGGGCAUUUCAAGUGCCGUCUGGCAUAUGGGAUAUGGUAUUGGUCAUGGAAAUAGUCUGAGUGGCAUUCCUGUAUGGGAUGUGAUUUUCCUAAGUGGUGACUAACUUUUGCAAAAGUUUUGGACAAAACAAAAUACCAUUGCAUUUCUGGAAAAUUCUGUAUAAAAUUCUAAGCGUGCAGGGUUAAUUUGUGUUUCUAUGUGAAGUUGACUUAGGAUCUCAGUUCACACAUGACAGACUUGUUUCACAGAUUUGUACAUAGUCCACAGGAGCCAGCUCUGCACUUCACAAGAGCACACUUGGCCCCCACCCACAUGUCAGCUGCACCCAUGCCCAGAGCAAAAGACAAAAAGGCCCCCAUGAAAUUCUGCUACAUUCCCUGGGCAUGUCACAGAUCCUUUUGAAAGCCGUUGCCUUGAAAUUGCCAGCGUUGCUUAAGCCAGAGGUUUUCCAUCAGGGGUGGAUUUGUCCUCCAGGAGACAUCUAGUGAUGUCUGGAGACAUUUUUGGUUGUCAUAACUGGCAGAACAGUGGGGUGCCACUUGGCAACUAGUGGAUGCUGCUGAAUACCCUCUAAUGCCCAAGACCGUCCCUCAACAAAGAAUUACCUAGCCCCAAAUAUGCCAAAGUAAAGAAACCAUGCCCAGAACUACAGCCAACUUUUCCAGAGUCUAAAUUGAUCAGGGCUGCACUAACAGUCCUAUACCUUUGAUUUUAACAAAUGAUAUCAUUAACUGAUUUAUACCCAAUGUGUCUAGGGGCGCCUGGGUGGCUCAGUCGGUUGAGCGACCGACUUCGGCUCAGGUCAUGAUCUCACAGUUUGUGAGUUCGAGCCCCGCAUCGGGCACUGUGCUGACAGCUCAGAGCCUGGAGCCUACUUCUGAUUCUGUGUCUCCCUCUCUCUCUGCCCCUCCCCCACUCAUGCUCUGUCUCAGAAAUAAAUAAACAUAAAAAAAAAAAUUUAUACCCAGUGUGUCUUAUAGUAGUCUUUUUGACCAUUUUGCAGCAUUCCUAAUUGGUGUGAAAAAAAAAAAAAGCAUCUACUUAUUUUUCUGAGUAAUCUAAAUUUUAGCAUUGUAGGGGCGCCUGGGUGGCUCAGUCAGUUGAGUGUCCGACUUUGGCUCAGGUCAUGAUCUCGCGGUCUGUGAGUUCCAGCCCUGUGUUGGGCUCUGUGCUGACAGCUCAGAGCCUGGAGCCUGCUUUGGAUUCUGUGUCUCUCUCUCGCUCUCUCUGCCCCUCCCCCACUUGUGUUCUGUCUCUCUCUCUCUGUCAAAAAUAAAUAAACAUUUAAAAAAAGUUUUUUUAAUUUUAGCAUUUUAUCAUGGACAUCAUAAAACAUAGAUAAGCCCCACUUUUGACCAUUCCUCUUCCCUUCCCCAUCAAUGGUGUGGGGUGCAGCUUCGGGAAUGUUCUACCUAUCAGUGCCCUAUGUGGAGGGGAACUCCAGUGGUAACUUCAUGGUUCUAGGCAGCUGUGGAAGCCAGGCCUACAAUUGUCCCUUUCCCUCCACCUUGGCCCACAAAAUGGCAGCUCCUAAAGGUCUCAGAAUGGUUGCUGGGUGGGCUGAGGUUACAGUGGCCUCAGUGGGUUAGCUGGGAACAAGCUUGUCACUCGCCUCCCUCUCCAGGCAGCAGAGAUGAUUACAAAUGUUUCAUUUCUCAUUUCGGGUCGUGUUUUCUAGGCAUAAUGUUCCUACUGAUUUCCUUAUAGAUGUUUUGAAACAGUCAGAUAAACUCUUCAGAGGAAGUUACUAUAAACUACGGAAUACGUGGCUUUAUCAGUUUAUAAAAGUAAUGCAAAUUCUUUACUGUAAAACAUGGAAAAUGCACAAAAGUAAAAUUUAAUUCCUCAUACUUCCACUAUCCAGAGAUGGUCAUUACCAUUAAGAUUUUGUUAAUUUCCCUUGUAAUUUUUUCAUAACAAUAUAAAUGUAUACAUAGAAUGUACAUGUGGGUAUAUAGAUCUUAUACUCACAAAAAAUAUAUUUCUAGUUGUGUCGUGUUUAGAAAAUUGGAACCCUUUCUAGUAACACAUGCUUCUUAACUGUUUUGGGGUUUUUUUGAGCAUUUUCCUCUGGCCAUGAAUCUCAUGUAGCUUUUUAAAUUACCUUUCAGGAGGGUUGUAGGAGCAUGACCACCUAGCAUUUUACCAGCCUUGACUUUUAUCCAAAAGUGGGGGAGUCUUUUCUACAUGUUUCCAGGGAGAGUAAAAAGUGAUACAGCCUCUGUGAAGGGCAGCUUAUCAGUUGCUAUCCAAAAUUACAGACACACACAGGGUGCCUGGGUGGCUCAGUCUGAUAAGCUUCAGACUUCGACUUCAUGAUCUCGUGGUUCACGAGUUCAAACCCCAUGUCAGGCUCUGUGCUGACAACUCAGAGCCAGGAUCCCGCUUCUCACAUAAUGUGUCUCCCUCUCUCUCUGCCCCUCCCCCACUAAUACUCUGUCUCUCUCUUUCUCUCAAAAAUAAAACAUUAAAAAAAAUUUUUUUAAUAAAAAUUAAAAUUAUAAAUACACAAACUCUUUGUCUCAGUAAACCUGUUGCUGGGAGAUAUAUUUGUACAUUGUAGACUGUACAUGGUUUCACUAUGGUAUUGAUUUCAGAAGUAAAAUUUGUAAACAACCUCAGUGUCCACCCUGGGGAACUGGGUUAGUGAUUGCUGGAAUGGAGCAUGACACAGUCUUAAAAAUGGGGACUGUCUUUAUGUACUAAUAUGGGAAAGAGCUCCAAGAUACAUUGUUAAAUGAAAAGGUGUAAAACAGUAUGUAAAGUAUGUUUCCAUUUGUGUAAAAAAUCCUUUGCUUACACACACACACACACACACACACACACACACACACACACACACAGUAUCUCCUAAGGGUAUAAAGUAACCAAGCAUACUAGUUGCUCUUGGGGAGGAGAAGUGGGGGGAAAGGGAUGAGGAAUGAUUUUCACUUUAUAUCUUUUGGUAUUUUUGGAAUUUUGAAAUAUGUAAAAGUAUUACCAGUUCAAAAAAUAAAUUUAAAUUAAAAAUCUCAACUCUUUCAAGUUAAA
Molecule: messenger RNA, 5277 nt
Organism: Neofelis nebulosa (Clouded leopard)
Lineage: Eukaryota; Metazoa; Chordata; Mammalia; Carnivora; Felidae
Gene: ZNF8
Product: zinc finger protein 8
Exons: 4
Coding region: 119-1846 (575 amino acids)
Biological process (GO): regulation of transcription by RNA polymerase II
Molecular function (GO): RNA polymerase II cis-regulatory region sequence-specific DNA binding; DNA-binding transcription factor activity, RNA polymerase II-specific
Source: RefSeq, a predicted model, not a curated record